This is a messenger RNA of Acomys russatus (golden spiny mouse), 553 nucleotides long. It is a transcript of the gene Timcc, whose product is annotated as family with sequence similarity 136 member A. NCBI's taxonomy places the organism in Eukaryota, Metazoa, Chordata, Mammalia, Rodentia, Muridae. Gene Ontology annotation, cellular component: cytoplasm. The record is from RefSeq and is a predicted model, not a curated record. Bases 39 to 464 code for a protein of 141 amino acids. The transcript has 3 exons.
UAGGGGAGGGGCGCAGCGGGUGCGCGCGGGCGCUGCUCAUGGUCGCCAUGGCUGAGGUGCAGCAACUCCGCGUGCAGGAGGCUGUGGACGCCAUGGUGAAAAGUGUGGAGAAAGAGAACAUUCGGAAGAUGCAGGGCCUCAUGUUCCGGUGCAGUGCCAGCUGCUGUGAGGACAGCCACGCGUCUAUGCAGCAGGUGCACCAGUGCAUCGAGCGCUGCCAUGCCCCUCUGGCUCAAGCCCAGGCCUUGGUCACCAGCGAGCUGGAAAGGUUCCAGGACCGCCUGGCUCGGUGCACUAUGCAUUGUAAUGACAAAGCCAAAGACUCGAUAGAUGCAGGAAAUAAGGAGCUGCAGGUGAAACGACAGCUGGACAGCUGUGUGGCCAAGUGUGUGGAUGACCACAUGCACCUCAUCCCAACAAUGACCAAGAAGAUGAAGGAGUCUCUGUCAUCCAUCGGGAAAUAAAAUUGUUUGCCAGUGACCAUUGGGGCUGAGGGCAGGCUAUUUAAAAGGAAGAAUGGCAGUUUAGUAUAAUAAGCAAUGUUUAUGAAUGA